AUGGGAAAAUCUAAUAAUUUAGAAGAAAAAGUGGUUAAAAUUAACAUUAAAAAUGAAGUGACUAAUAUGAUCAACUUUGAUGAUGACGUUAUUGAUGAAUUGGUGACAACUAAAGGUGGAGAAUACAUUAAAGCAAUAUCUGAUAAUAAAUUGAUUGUAUUAAAUGGAAAAGAUUCAAUAUUAAAUUUGAAUAAUAAAAAAUUGAUCAAAUUACCAAGUAAAAUAACUACAAAAGUUUUUAUGGAAAUCAAUAAAAUGACAUUCCUUACUAAUGGAAAUUUGUUAUUGAUCGAGGAAAGAUUUAAUUACAAAGAUUUAAAAAUUCACAUUCUCACCUUCAAAUCCGCUUGUGAUUGCAAUAAUAAUGUUGAUUUUAGAGCAAUAUAUAAGACAUCAUAUAAUAUUAUAUCUCCAGCUACAAUUAAUAAUAGACCAAAUGUUUUUCUGAAUUCUAGAAAAAUGUUGAUUGAUUAUAAAGAUUUGUUUACAACACAAAUAAAUAACGUGACAAUGACAUUUGAAAACCAUUAUUAUUUAUUAAGACCUUGUUUUAUAAUUAAGAAAUUAAUUUAUAGUAAAGACGAAUGUAUUGUUGCAAUUAAGUUGUGUCAUGAAAUAGUUGUAUGUUCAGUUGAAUAUGGAAUAGUAAUAUCAUCAGAUAUAUUCAACGGUAGCACUGCUGCUGGUGACAAUAAAAAUGAAAACAUGAUAAAAGAAUCCAAGAUCACAAAUAAUCAUUUAAAACAUUUCAAUAAUAUUGGGUCUAUUUUGAAAAUGAUCAUUAAGGAAAUAAAUGAAGUUCAUGAAAAAUUAACCAAAGAAGAUUACGAAGAGUAUGAGAAUGAGGACAAAAAUAAUGGGAGAAAGAAAGAAAAAAGAGUAGAAUUAGUCCAGGAUUCUAUUAAAUGGUUGUUGAAUUAUAGGUUCGAUGAAAAAUUAUUGAUAAUCAGGUUUAAAAAAUACGAAAAUGAAGAUUUAUUAGUAGUUACACUGAAUGAAGUUUUCAUAUUUUCAAUUGAUAGUUAUAAUGAUAAUAAAAUAUAUUUGAAAUUUAUCAACUAUGUAAAUUUUGAUGAUAAGGGUGGCGGUUUAAAUCAAGGUCUAUUUAAUAUAGAUUUCAAUUUUGUGAUAAAAAAUGUUAAUUUUACAUUAUCGCCAUUUGAGGAUGAGGGCAAAGUUAAUAAUAUAUUGAAUAGUAAAAAUGUUCCAUCAUUUAUUAAAUACGGCAAAUUAAUAUUACAAUAUUCAAUUAUUCAUGAUAAAGAAGUCAUAAUAGAAGCAAUCAUUGAAACAUGUUUAAGUAUAUUUAAAUCUAAUUAUAAGUCAAACUUGGGGUUGUUGAGUUUGAUAACAUUGAAAUUAUCAAUAUUGGAAGCAAACUAUCCUUUAAUCGUUGAUAAAUUCUAUAAUCAAAUCUCAAUUAUUCUGGAUCCAUCAUUCAAUAAUAAUGCAUCUUAUAGUAAAUCAAACUUAAUAAAUGGAUACAAUAAAGAUUUCGUUAUAUAUGAAAACAGUUCUAUAUGGAAUUUAUAUUAUAAAUUAUAUUUUAAUUAUUACAAAAGAAUAGUGGAACAUAUUGAAAAUCAUAAUGAAAAUAUUCUUAAUAAUCACAUCGAUAACAUUAGAAAUUAUGAUAAUAACAAUCAUAAUAGUACACAAUUAACAUUUGGCACUACUAUGCAUCUACUUUCCAAGGAUGAGUCUGAAUUAACUCAAAAAUUACAAAACCAACUAAAUCAAAACAAUAAACUUAUAAUCAGUCAACUACAAACAUUUAUAAAGAGCGAAUUAGGAAAUUUUAAAAAUUCUUUAGAAGAAAAAUGA
Entrophospora candida is the source of this 1824-nucleotide messenger RNA. The record is from the annotation of a GenBank genome assembly. Lineage: Eukaryota; Fungi; Glomeromycota; Glomeromycetes; Entrophosporales; Entrophosporaceae.